GUACCUUGCUUCACAGGUGAGCCAGACAGUGCGCGCACCCACCGCCCCCGCCCAGAUCCCCACCGGCCGCUGCCACCACCAUGCGGAGCGCGGAGGCGGCCACCGUGAUGCGGGUGGCGCAACGGGUGGUGGCCCCGUCGGCGCCCACGCCGCGGGGGUCGCUCCCGCUAUCCUGGCUAGACCGCUACCCGACCCAGCGCGCGCUCAUCGAGUCCCUCCACGUCUUCAAAGGCCGCGCCGACGCCGCGGAAGCUCCCGCCAGGGCCAUCGAGCGCGCCCUGGCUGCCGCGCUCGUCAGCUACUACCCCAUCGCCGGCCGCCUCGCUGUCUCGGACGAGGGGGAGCUGGUGGUCGACUGCACCGGUGAGGGCGUGUGGUUCGUCGAGACCGCCGCGAGCUGCACGCUCGAGGACGUGGACUACCUCGAGUACCCGCUCAUGGUGCCCAAGGACGAGCUCCUGCCGCACCCCACCUAUCCCGCCUCCGACCCUCUCCCUGAGGACUCGCUGAUCCUUCUUGUCCAGGUGACGCAGUUCGCGUGCGGCGGCUUCGUGGUCGGGUUCCGGUUCAGCCACGCGGUGGCGGACGGUCCCGGCGCGGCGCAGUUCAUGACGGCGGUGGGCGACAUCGCGCGAGGUCACGUGGCGCCGCUGCUGGCGCCGGCGUGGGGACGCGACGCGAUCCCGAACCCGCCGGGCGCGGCAGUGGGCCCGCUCCCGGUCCCGACGGAGCUCCGGCUCCAGUACCUGGCCAUGGACAUCUCCACGGACUACAUCGAACACUUCAAGGCCCGGUUCCUGGAGCAGACGGGCCACCGGUGCAGCGGGUUCGAGGUGCUGAUCGCCAAGGCGUGGCAGUCCCGCACCCGCGCGGCGCGGUUCGAGCCAGGGUCCCCCGUGCACGUGUGCUUCGCCAUGAACGCGCGCCCGGCCCUGCGCCGCGGCACGCUCCCGGACGGGUUCUACGGCAACUGCUACUACAUCAUGCGGGUGUCGGCGCCCGCCGAGCGCGUGGCCGACGCGUCCGUGUACGACGUGGUGAGGCUCAUCCGCGAGGGGAAGAAGCGUCUCCCCGCCGAGUUCGCGCGGUGGAGCACCGGCGAGACGGGCUGUACGGACGAUCCGUACCGGAUCACAUCGGACUACCGCACGCUGCUAGUCUCCGACUGGUCGCGGCUCGGGUUCGCGGAGGUGGACUACGGGUGGGGUUGCCCCGUGCACGUCAUCCCGCUCACCAACCUGGACUACAUCGCGACGUGCAUCCUGGUCCUCCCCUCGGCGCACAAGCCCGGCGCGCGGCUCAUCACCCAGUGCGUCGCCGCCGACGCCGUCGAUGCGUUCCACAAGGACAUGAUGCGCCUCGACUGAUCGAAGCUGAACGACCCCGAUCGCUCACUCUCCCUCGUUACAUAAUUUAAUUAGUUCGUUCUUGAUGUACCCAUUCCAUGCCUCGUCACGGUUGGGUAGUAGAGUGGAAACUAGAAAAGAAAUGCGCGACAGCGCGUAUCAUAUCACCAAUACGAACUGCGUGCCUGUAAUGUGAAGCAUUGUUUAUUCUUUCGUCUAUCGGUUAAAGGGAAUUCGUUGCGCUUUA
Messenger RNA from Phragmites australis (common reed), 1593 nucleotides. RefSeq names its product acyl transferase 7-like. NCBI's taxonomy places the organism in Eukaryota, Viridiplantae, Streptophyta, Magnoliopsida, Poales, Poaceae. The record is from RefSeq and is a predicted model, not a curated record. Bases 81 to 1367 code for a protein of 428 amino acids. The transcript has 2 exons.